Molecule: messenger RNA, 957 nt
Organism: Cuculus canorus (common cuckoo)
Lineage: Eukaryota; Metazoa; Chordata; Aves; Cuculiformes; Cuculidae
Gene: BCAP31
Product: B cell receptor associated protein 31
Exons: 8
Coding region: 74-781 (235 amino acids)
Biological process (GO): endoplasmic reticulum to Golgi vesicle-mediated transport; intracellular protein transport
Cellular component (GO): endoplasmic reticulum membrane; endoplasmic reticulum
Source: RefSeq, a predicted model, not a curated record
UUCCUCCCUCCUCGGGGUUUUGCUUCCGGUUUAGGGCCGUGAGCGCCGCGGACUGCGCUGCCAAAUAGACGCCAUGAGCCUGCAGUGGACAGCGGUCGCUGCCUUCCUCUACGCCGAGGUCUUCCUCGUCCUCCUGCUCUGUGUCCCUUUCAUCUCGGCCACACGAUGGCAGAAGAUCUUCAAGUCUCGCCUAGUGGGUUUGGCUGUGGCGUAUGGCAACACCGUCUUCGUCGUCCUCAUCGUCAUCCUUGUCCUCCUUCUCCUCGACGCUGUCCGCGAGACCCGUAAAUAUGACGUGACGGAGCGAUUGGCUCUGCAGAGCACUCCCGGCGCCCUCGAGCACUUCCACAUGAAGCUUUUCCGCGCCCAACGCAACCUCUACCUCGCCGGCUUCGCCCUCCUGCUCUCCUUCCUCCUGCGCCGCUUGGUGACGCUGAUCUCGCAGCAGGCCGUGCUGGGCGCCGCGGGAGAGGCAUUCCGCAAGCAGGCGGAAGGCGCCGGCCGAGCCGCUCGCCGCUACAUGGAGGAGAACGAUGCCCUGCGCAAGCGGCUGCAGGAGGAUGGAGGGGAGGUGGGAAAUGGCAACGGGAGAAGAGACGAAGUGGAGCGGCUGAAGGAGGAGCUGGCGGCCAGCAAGAGGGCGCUGUUGAGGGCGCAGGAUGAGGCGCAGGCACUGCGGCGUCAGGCGGAGGCGCUGACACGAGAGUACGACCGUCUGCUGGAGGAGCACUCGCGGCUGCAGGCAGUGCACGAGGGACCCCGAGACAAGAAGGGCGACUGAGAGGGGAACCCCAUCUGCGCCCUCAAACCCCUUCAAAUUUGAGAGCAGCUUUUCAGCCCCAUUUCUGGGUGUUUUCAGCCCAAUUUUGGGGGGCUGUGGCCCCUCUUUUUUGGGGGGGUCCUGACCCCCCAUCCCCCCCACCCCCCAAAAAAGGCUUCAAUAAAGAGUUGGGAUCA